GGGCAGGACGGCUCACAGGUUCUUCCCUGCUCCUGCAGCUUGGGGAGGUGAGCUGUGAGAAGGUCACCUGCCAGCCAGCCUGCACCGACCCUGGUCCGACUUCAGGGGACUGCUGCACCUCCUGCCAAGGGGUCUUGCUUCCUGUGGAAGGGAUGCCUGAGCUCUCUCCGCGGAAAGCCGCCCGGAGCCCUGGAGAAGCGGCCCUGACCCCCCGAAACUGCAGCGUCUGCCCUAGAGUCCCCCAGGCUGAUGCCCGGGAUCAAAAACCUCAGCGCCUCCAGGUUCUGUUGAGAAAGAACACGUCUGCUGCGGAGACUUUGCCCGCGAAGCCCCUGGGGCCACAGGCCUCUCGCCUGCCCCGGCAACGGCCAAGGGCUUUUCUGGGCUCUUGUUCCUUACCAGGGGUCUCGUGCCUCGAUCGCUUCACACCGGGAGCCUCUCAUCUACCUCCUGCCUCCCCAGAGGCUCCUCAGUCUCUGCCUGCCAUGUCAGCGACUUCCCUCCCACCAUCUAGGGUUCCAGGAACCCUCCAUACCCACUCAGGAUCCGAGGGGCUUUCGCCAGCCGUCAUCAAAGCGACAAGAUCUUCUGGGCCUGUUGAGGCCAAGCAGGACCCUUCAGAGCCCCCCACAGUCAGUUCAGUACUUCCUGGGUCCUCUCUCAGCAUGGCUAGACUCUCUUCCUCCUCUACGGUUUCUCCCAGCUCUUCCCGGCAGAAACCUACAGAGAAUCCCUCCCUUGAAGGAGAGCAGAGUGUAUAACGGCGUCUUGUUUGGAGGGCCAUGUGAGGAAGCCCAUGGGAGGAAUGGGGGAGAGAGAGAGAGAGAAACAGAGAGAGAGAGAGAGAGAGGGAGAGAGAGAGAGAGAUUGAGAUUCCUGGUCCAGGGAGUACUUGUGAUCACAUUUUGAGAUGUCCCUGGUGAAAAGGAUGGGGAAAGGCUUACCUGUGGGCUUUCACCUGAUCCCAAUGGUACCAAGCCUAUGCUGGACAGGAAUGGAAAACUGGAUGAAGCCCAGAUCUUGCCUUUCCCCUAGACAACACGGAGCCCAGGCAGAUGGUGGAAGGAAGCAGACCACGGCCUCCCCCAUCAUGUCAGGUCAUCUUCCCAGCCUCCUCUUUGAUUUUCUGGGAAAGGUCAGGAAUUUGAGAAGAGCUGGAGGAGGGCCUGGAGCUGGCCCAGGUGUGGACCGGCUUCAAAGACUUCUUCGUGGUUGUGUAACAUCUGGCGCCUCAUUCUUAGCCUGAGGCUUCCCAAUUAAAGGUUUUCUCAGUUACCCCAA
Vombatus ursinus (common wombat) is the source of this 1281-nucleotide messenger RNA. Its product is annotated as von Willebrand factor C and EGF domain-containing protein-like. The coding region runs from base 153 to 761 and encodes 202 amino acids. The record is from RefSeq and is a predicted model, not a curated record. Lineage: Eukaryota; Metazoa; Chordata; Mammalia; Diprotodontia; Vombatidae. The transcript has 2 exons.